Amborella trichopoda is the source of this 1541-nucleotide messenger RNA. RefSeq names its product arogenate dehydrogenase 2, chloroplastic. The record is from RefSeq and is a predicted model, not a curated record. Gene Ontology annotation, biological process: L-tyrosine biosynthetic process. NCBI's taxonomy places the organism in Eukaryota, Viridiplantae, Streptophyta, Magnoliopsida, Amborellales, Amborellaceae. Gene Ontology annotation, molecular function: prephenate dehydrogenase (NADP+) activity; NAD+ binding; arogenate dehydrogenase (NADP+) activity.
CAAAUUUCUUUGCCACAGAGUUGCCGGCUAGCUCUCUUCACGGAGGAUCUUUGGGAUAAAGAUUUAAGGGUUUCAAAUCUCUUAUUAGAGCUCUAAUGGCAUACUCCAUUGGGCGAAUUUCUAGGUUUUCAGUUUUCAGUUUUCAGUUUUCAGAUUUGAGAGCUCUCUUCAACUUCAAUGGACCAUAGAUUGAAAAGUUUCUGGGGUUUAAGCGUCCAUUUUUACAGUUGUAAUGAGCAUUGUGGCUCGAGCAGAAUAGCUAAAAUGCUGACUCUUCCAUCUAUGGAAACCCCAAUAAAACCAGUCUCUCUCCAUAAAACCCAAUUUUGUUCACCAUUUUCUUCAAUGUCUGCCUUUUCUCUCCCUGCAACUUUCAGAGUUAAACAAAGGGCUUCUAAGCUUUUUGUCAUGCCUCGAAUCCGAGCUCUAGAUGCUGCUCAGCCUUUUGAUUACGAGGCCAGGAUCAUGGAGGCGCAUGAGAAAAGCUCAAAACUCAAGAUUGGUAUAGUAGGAUUUGGAAAUUAUGGCCAAUUCCUUGCAAAAGCCCUAAUUCGUCAAGGUCACACUGUUCUCGCUCAUUCUCGAUCUGAUUACUCUGAUAUCGCUGUGAAAAUUGGGGUUUCAUUCUUUAGAGAUCCGCAUGACCUUUGUGAAGAACACCCAGAAGUGAUCUUACUUUGCACCUCGAUCAUUUCCACUGAAUCAGUGUUGAGAUCAUUACCAACACAGAGAUUGAAGAGAAACACUCUAUUUGUUGAUGUUCUCUCUGUUAAAGAGUUCCCCAGAAACCUAUUUUUACAGAUUUUACCUCAAGAGUUUGAUGUUUUAUGUACCCAUCCAAUGUUUGGACCUGAAAGUGGAAAGGAUGGGUGGAAAGGAUUGCCAUUUGUUUACGAAAAGGUUCGAAUAGGAAGCGAUGAAUAUAAGGAAGAUAGGUGCCAAAAAUUUCUCGAUAUUUUUGCAAAAGAAGGGUGUAGAAUGGUAGAAAUGUCAUGUUCGGAGCACGACCGCCAUGCUGCUGAAUCUCAGUUUAUAACACAUACAGUGGGCAGAAUGCUUGGAAAAUUAGAGUUGCAAUCAACUCCAAUCAAUACAAAAGGCUAUGAAACUUUGCUGAAUCUGGUCGAGAACACUUCAGGCGAUAGUUUCGAUCUCUAUUAUGGGUUGUUUAUGUAUAAUGUAAAUUCGACUGGGCAAAUUGAGAGGUUGGAUGCCGCUUUCGAUUCAUUGAAGAGGCAGCUCUAUGGGCAUUUGCAUGACAUUUUGAGGAAACAAUUGUUUGGUAAUGGGAAGGGAUCGGAGAAUUUGCAAAGACUUGCACCACCUGCCGUCUCUCGAAAUGGGUAUGGACAGGAAGCCACGGCAUGUGAGGUGAAGCAAUAGGUUGAUGUCGAGAUGAUCAAUUGGAGGAUACUUGGGCAUCAAAACAACCUCUUUUAGUAAAAUUUUUGGGAUAGGCUCGAAUUUGAUUGUUUAGAGCCUCGGCUCUAUAUAAACUUUCCCCUUAUGGGGUAAUAUACAUGGGGUUUUUUUCUUCUUAC